Mollisia scopiformis is the source of this 824-nucleotide messenger RNA. RefSeq lists its product as uncharacterized. The record is from RefSeq and is a predicted model, not a curated record. NCBI's taxonomy places the organism in Eukaryota, Fungi, Ascomycota, Leotiomycetes, Helotiales, Mollisiaceae. The transcript is spliced from 3 exons. Gene Ontology annotation, molecular function: carbon-sulfur lyase activity. Bases 309 to 737 code for a protein of 142 amino acids.
GUUUAAAACUAAACUUACGAACCUUUUGAUUUACGAACUUACUAAACGCUGCUUUUGCGUGCGGUGUCUAAGGCCGGUAGUCGCUCAGCAGCCUUGUUGCUGCCUUGCGCUAAGGCCAACGGCAUUCAUACACUUGUUUGUUCCUUCGACAAGCAUUCUGAAUAUACAUAAACAUACUCUUCGCAACGCUUCCUUGUCACUCGAUCGGCCGUUCGGGAGGAUUGGCCUUCAAUCACUGAGAACUAGCCGACGGUCACUCACUGCCAGACUCUGUCUGACAUACUCCAGCUUGAACAGCACGAGACAACAUGGCGGCGACAGCCACCUCGAUCCGCUCCAGCUGCCACUGCGGCGCCAUCACAGUCACAGUUCCCCGACUCCCCGAGUACAUCAACGUAUGCCAAUGCACGAUUUGUAGACGCUACGGCGCCGCUUGGGGCUACUACCAUCCCGACGAAGUAAAGAUCGAAACGAAGCCGAACGCAGUGACCAAGCAGUAUGUCUGGGGCGAUGGAGACCUGUCUUUCAACUUCUGUGAUAACUGCGGUUGCGUAUGCUAUUGGUGGCCCAUCCAACCUCCGCCUACUGACGGAGGAGAAUACCAAAUGGGGCUCAACACAAACAAUGUCAAUCCCGAGCUCCUGAGGUUCGUGGAUCGAAAGUUUGAGUAUUCGGUUUUGAUGAGCCCGCUGCGGUCGAAGGACACCGCGCAUCCUGAUGAUCCGGCCAAGUAUUGAACACCGCCUUGAACCAGUGCAAUAAGUAAAUACUUUAUAGCUUAACCCACGAUACUUUUUCUCCGUAUAUUUAAACGAAUAUCUGAA